Symbiodinium necroappetens is the source of this 1337-nucleotide messenger RNA. NCBI's taxonomy places the organism in Eukaryota, Dinophyceae, Suessiales, Symbiodiniaceae. The record is from the annotation of a GenBank genome assembly.
GCGCCACUUUGCCGGAAGGGCAGCGUGCCGGCUCAUCUUUGCCUCAAGGAUGCCCCGCAGCGCCGAUGGGACUCACAGUGCUCCUGAAGUACCCUGCCAUGCACCUUCGACGCCUGCUCCGAGACCGUGUGGAACAGGUCAUCUACUUGGAUGACCGCAACAUCGUCGUUACCAGUGCUCGCGAUGCUGAGACCGUCAUCCAGACUUGGAAUCGCUUCUCUCAGGAACUAGGGCUCGUUGAGAACAGACGUAAACUCCGGGUGCUGACGAAGGAUCCCGCGCAGAGGCGGGCGCUGCAGAAUCUUGGCAUUGAGGUGCACCAGACAGCCAAGGUUUUGGGAGCCUCCUUUUUCUCCAACGUCGAGGAUGACCCGGAGCUCAGUGACAGAGCGGAGAGGACAGCUAUGCAGGUCAAACGACUCCGGCUUUUGCCCAUCGGUGAGAAAGGCCGUGAGCUGAUGUUUAGGACUCGAAUCGCCACUGCAGCGGUUUGGGGAUUCUGGUUCAAGCCAUGGUCUGAGCAGCACUGCGCAGCCGUUGAUACUUCGGCGCGAAAAGCUGUGGGCAUCACCACGUCUGGGGCUCGCACUCUUUGGCAGCUUCUGGCAGGGCAUCAGUUUGACAUGAGAUUCUUCUUCAGGCACUCUAGCAUCCUCAGCUUCCUGCGCGCGGAGUGGUACUGGAGGCAGAAGGGCAUAACAUUGCCCGGGGGACGAUGGACUCAGCAGACAAACGCCGACCUCGAAGGCCUUGGCUUCGUCAAGACUGGACCGUGGAAGUGGCGGCAUGCUGAAGCCGGCGAUGUGUCUUGGUUCCAGGGCGACGCCAAGCAGGAGCUCCGUAAGACUGGUCAUGUCAUUCGCGAGGCAUGGCGGCGUGGGCAGAUGAGGGCCUUCCUUAAGCGGAUGACUCGUCAUGAGGCGGUGGACAUUCAGGCGCAGGGGGCCACCUACCGCGAGGAGCAGGUCACCAAGACGAGGCAGCUCUACGCGAAGGCCACUGCGGAAGAGAGGGGAGUCCUGAUAGCCGGAGCCUGCAGCGAAGCCAACUACGGUCAGAAAAAGCGCGGGGCGCGCGAUGGCCUUGCCCACAUCGUGCAGUGUGGCCUCUGCCAGGCCAGGGAAGUUCCAAACUGGGAACAUGCAGCUUGGCGAUGUUCGUACUUCUGCGAGGGCCGAGGGCAUCAUCAUGAUGAUCCUUGGACGCGACGAUUGGGUUGGGCUGCGCCGCAUGAGUCGCUGGCGCAGGCGAUGGAGCGGCUGCGACGUCUGGCCGGGAUUCGUGCAGAAUUACGACAGCGCUUUGGCUUCGAGCGUGGACGGCCGCCUGAAGCAUGA